Messenger RNA from Symbiodinium necroappetens, 324 nucleotides. NCBI's taxonomy places the organism in Eukaryota, Dinophyceae, Suessiales, Symbiodiniaceae. The record is from the annotation of a GenBank genome assembly.
AUGCCCAUGUACAAGAAUGAGUUCAUUCUCAAGACUCCCAAAGAGCAUGCGGAGGACAUGGAGAAGGCUGUGAAGCCGCCGGUUGUCCAUGACACGGCAGAUCUGGUUCCCACAUCAGGUGAUCCUCACCAGUACUCUGGCCAGGGAACUUACAGUUACUGGCACUACGACACCGUCCGCGAGCCGACUUUCCCUCGGAAGCCUGACGUCGCCAAGGGAGAGCUUGCGUCUGGUGCCACCGUCACUCGCACCGACGUUUGGCACGAUCCGAAGGAGCCUGCCAUCGUCUCCGUUGCCAAGUUCUCACCUGAGAAUUAUCGGCCC